AUGGUCGAUGAACGCCGACCCCACGGUGACGUUGGUACCGUGGACGAGCUUUGCACGGCGUGCCUGGCUGGCUGUACAAUCCCAUACGGAGCCCUUUGCCAUGGAGAUACCUACUCAAAGCGGAUAUAUCGAAGAGGCUCGCGUUGCUGCACAAGUCAUACCCUGCGUCCUGAGUGGCGGGAUCAGUGA
This is a messenger RNA of Aspergillus nidulans FGSC A4, 189 nucleotides long. RefSeq lists its product as uncharacterized. Lineage: Eukaryota; Fungi; Ascomycota; Eurotiomycetes; Eurotiales; Aspergillaceae. The record is from RefSeq and is a predicted model, not a curated record. Gene Ontology annotation, cellular component: extracellular region. The coding region runs from base 1 to 189 and encodes 62 amino acids. The transcript is spliced from 2 exons. Gene Ontology annotation, biological process: carbohydrate metabolic process. Gene Ontology annotation, molecular function: catalytic activity; hydrolase activity, hydrolyzing O-glycosyl compounds; alpha-galactosidase activity.